UUGGUGUUAAAUGAGAGUGGGAGGGAGGAUACGACAUCAACUUUUGAGCUUGUGAGAUGCAAGCUGACUUUGUUUUAUAAUUACUGGCAGAUGAAUGAGAUUUUAGAGGCCUUGCUACCUAACAGUAUGAUUGUUCCUUCAGCUUUUGAAACAGUUGGGCACAUUGCUCAUCUGAACCUGAGGGAUGAACAUCUUCCAUACAAGAAGCUUAUUGCAGAGGUAGUCUUGGAUAAGAACAAGCCAAAGAUACAAACAGUUGUCAAUAAGAUUGAUGCCAUUCAUAAUGAUUAUAGGACGAUGCAGCUUGAAGUUUUAGCUGGAAAUCGUUCCCUUGUGACUAUAGUUGUUGAGAAUGGACUGCGUUUUCAUGUUGAUUUGGCAACAGUGUAUUGGAAUUCAAGGCUAGCAACUGAGAGGCAGAGGCUUCUGAAUUGCUUCACAUGUUAUGAUGUUGUUUGUGAUGUUUUUGCUGGGGUUGGUCCUAUAGCUAUAUCUGCAGCAAGAAAAGUGAAACAUGUAUUUGCUAAUGAUUUAAACCCCUUUGCGGUUGAAUAUCUGGAAAGGAAUUGUGUCCUCAACAAACUUGAUAGGAAGAUAGAAGUUUUUAACAUGGAUGGAAGGAGGUUCAUUGAUGCUAUGUUUGCAAGUCAAAAAGCUCAAUCCAUCACACAAGUGGUUAUGAAUUUGCCAAAUGACGCUGCAGAGUAUCUAGAUGUAUUCAGGGGAAUAUUUAGAACAAAGCCUAAGCAGAGAGAAAUUACCUUGCCAAAGAUCCAUGUUUAUGGAUUCUCGAAAGCCCAAGAUCCGGAGUUCGAUUUUCAUGAGCGGAUAAGAAUUGCAUUAUCAGAAGUGGCAUUUGAGGUAGAAAUGCAUAGAGUCCGCCUUGUUGCUCCGGGAAAGUGGAUGUUGUGUGCAUCAUUCACUCUCCCCGAGAGUGUGGCAUUCGCAAAAGCAACGGCAAAUAUGUAAGUUACUUGGAUUUGAAAGAUGGAAGUGAUCCUGAAUUUUGUUAUAUAACAUUUUCAAUUAAUAAAUUGAAAUUAUAUUCUUUCAAUUUUUAUUAAGGUGACAAUGUAGCAAUUUUUAUGAAGUUUUUCAUUGUGAUAUCUGAUUAAAAAAUGAAAAAUGUAAAAUAAACAACAAUGAUGAUGAGUACUAAUAGCUGGAAAAACAAUAGAGCCUUUGUUCAAUUGCUGACCAGAAAGCUAUAAAACCUUAAGCUCAAAUUAUCUUA
Molecule: messenger RNA, 1234 nt
Organism: Camellia sinensis
Lineage: Eukaryota; Viridiplantae; Streptophyta; Magnoliopsida; Ericales; Theaceae
Source: RefSeq, a predicted model, not a curated record